Molecule: messenger RNA, 321 nt
Organism: Rotaria sordida
Lineage: Eukaryota; Metazoa; Rotifera; Eurotatoria; Philodinida; Philodinidae
Source: the annotation of a GenBank genome assembly
AUGUUUGCUUUUUUCUUUGUCUCUUUAUUUAUUUUACCCUUGCUCAAUGCUCGACGUCCUCAAACUGAACUGAAUAAUAAUGAUGAAUUAUUGACAGAACGUUCAGAAGCAACUAAUUAUUUAUCUGGUUUACCAUCAAUAAAACAAUAUCAAGAUCAAUUACUUGAAUCACCAGUUGACAGUUCAUCGUUAUCAGUAGCACCAGAUAGAUAUGAUCAACAACGUACAAAACGGAUCUAUUGGGAGAAUCUUGCAUUCCAUGCAGCCGAUUAUAAUCAAAAACCCAAAAAGUCUGUAUUGUACAUGGCGAAAAUGGAAUAA